Messenger RNA from Drosophila innubila, 741 nucleotides. RefSeq lists its product as uncharacterized. The record is from RefSeq and is a predicted model, not a curated record. NCBI's taxonomy places the organism in Eukaryota, Metazoa, Arthropoda, Insecta, Diptera, Drosophilidae. Bases 1 to 660 code for a protein of 219 amino acids. The transcript is spliced from 4 exons.
AUGAGUUCAAACCGCUUGUAUCAUUGUGGCUUCAUUCUCAUUGGAUUAUUAUUUCUGCUUCUCGCUGUUCAGCUGAGCAAUGCUGUGUUGUUCUUUCCACGUGGCGGUUCUAUUGGAUUAUUAUCCGCAGUUGCAAUUCCUCUGGAUCUGACGUAUCGCAAUGUAUAUGUGGCUUUUAAUUUUGAGUCAAACUAUGGUUUGCCCUCGAAUGAAUCUUAUAAUCAGUGGAUUGACAGGUGGGAUCUGGACGAGGGAUUCCUGGGCAUUGGCAGCGAUGUGACACCCAUUGACGGACGCAAUGCUGGCGACCACAAUGAUAACCCAGAGAAACGCUCAAUUUCAAAACCUCCCCGCUUCACACGUCACGACUUCUAUCGAGCGAUUGUUAACUAUUUGGGUCAGUAUGGUUACAAUGGUAGCGCCUGUUUACUGCGGACAAUCUGCGAAGUCAGCGCUGCUCCACUGGAUGCCCACAACGGCGUAUUGGGUACCAUAUUCAAAAUUCUAUUCAUACCAACAACAAGCUCCGCCGAAUUACGAUUACAACAUGUGGAUAGUCUCUAUGUGGCCUCCGAGCUUGGCACGCGCGACUUGGACUGUGCUGAUUGCGUGGCUGGAUGUCCACACAGCAUGCUGGACAUGAUAAGCGUUUUGCUCUGAAUCUAAUGUGUGCCCUUACCCAGAGAUUAUAUUCCGCCAAAUUCUAAUGUUCCUCCUCACAGAUGCAAAAAUAUGAAAUAC